AUGGCUCCUGUGAGAGGCUGGGUGGUGGGGCUCCUGUUGGUUCUGCUGAGCCCCCCUCAGCUGCAACUUUCUGGAAUAGUGAGCGCCCAGGACGCCGCUGAGGAGGACCUCUACGCCAGAUAUGAAGAGGAGGUAAUGGCUGAUGAGGGUGCAACUGCUGAGGGUGAUGAUGAUGCUGGGGAGGAAGAGGAAGAGGAUGCAGAGGAGGAAGAUGAAGGAGAAGAAGAGGAAGAAGAAGAAGAGGCGGAAGAGGAGGAAGAAGAGGAAGAUGCUGAAGAAGAGGAGGAAGAGGAAGAGGAGGAGGAUGCUGAGGAGGAGGAGGCUGAAGAGGAGGAAGAAGAGGAGGAAGAGGAGGAGGAAGCAGAGGAGGAAGAGGAGGAGGAGGAAGCAGCAGCGGAAGAGGAGGAGGAGGAGGAGGAGGAAGCAGCAGCAGAAGAGGAGGAGGAGGAGGAAGAAGCAGCAGCGGAAGAGGAGGAGGAGGAGGAGAAGGAAGAAGAAGCCGAAGAAGAAGCAGAGGAGGAGGAGGAGGAGGAAGAAGAAGAAGCUGAGGAGGAAGCAGCAGAGGAGGAAGAGGAGGAGGAGGAAGAAGAAGAAGAGGAAGAGGAGGAGGGGGAAGCUGCUGAGGAGGAAGAUGAGGCUGAGGAGGAGGAAGAGGAGGAUGAAGUAGAGGAAGAAGAGGAGGAUGCUGAAGAGGAUGAGGCUGAAGAAGCUGCAGCAGAGGAGGAAGAGGCAGAUGACGAUGAAGAGGACGAAGAUGAGGAAGAGGAGGCAGAUGAAGAGGAGGGUGGGGAUGCUGUGGAGGAAGAAGAGGAGGAUGAUGUUGCUGACGAUGACGUCGUGCUGAAUAUCACUGAUGUGGAUGAUGAAGGUAUCCCUAUUUUUAAAUUCUGUUAUGUGUUUUGAUUCUUAUCUGACUCUUCAUUAUCAACUAAAGUUUCAAACAAAGUUUAAAACAUGCAGAAUCCUCCUUUAACCACUAGAGGUUUUCUCUGCUGCACAAUAGCUGUCUGACAUUGUUAUGCUAACUGUAGCUGCAGAGAGAAGACUGUCCCUCAUGAAAAUAAGUCUUAAAAUAGACCGGUUUAUCUGUGAUAGCUGACACCCUGCAGUAUCUGAACUAUUCAUACCUUAUGUUGAAGUAAUGUGGCUAUUUUCAGACCCUAAAACAAGGUAGUGUUCUAGCACAUCACAAUAACAUUUUCUGUCUUCAAACUGAAACAAAACAAUCCACUUAUCACCUAGAGAAAAAACAGAAUAUUAUUGACCUGAAAGCUUUUAAUAGCUCACAAUCAUCUGAGUCAAAGUUGCGCACCAGAGUUCAACAGUUGAGCACUGCUGAUUAUAGUAAAGGUAUUUGUAUUCAUCAGUAUGUCUGGCUGCCAUAAAUAAAGUGAUUCAUUUUAUAGCUAAAUCAGAUGAUGUUAUUGUAAAAACAAUUUGUAGUGUGUCACACCAGCCUAAUAAUUACCCUAAACCAAUUAUACGAUCCUCUAAAAGUUGACAGGCAGUAAAAUAUGUAAUCCACAAGUACUUGAGUUUCAAGUCUGGUAUCACUAUCAGAGUUGAAAGUAUGCUUUAUUGACCCUAUAUUUAUGUCUCAUUUUGCCUGUUUGAAAAACAAACACAACGCCAAGCUGACGGCUGAACUGUGAUUGGCUAUUGGCCUUGUUAGCGGCGGGUACAGUUGUGAUGCAACAGCAAUUCAAUGUCACUUGUUUUGCUCAGGUUUGGACUUUUAAUUGUGGCUAAAAUGCAUCCUCAACAUCAGAUCGACAUACCAGUUUGAAAGGAAGUAUGGGUCAUGGUGGAGUGGACCAAUCAAGUGGUGCUACUUUUCCACACUUUGCUCUUGUAGUAGGCCAUUAAUAUGCAUUCAAAGACAACAGCAUCGUAGUAAUAAGAAAGUAAAUAAAAAUUGUAAGGUACUUAUUUUAUUUAAAUAUUCUUCAGAUUUACAUAAAGUGUUAAGCAGAGGGGCUGUAUAAAAACUGCCCCCCCCCCCCCAUGAGUCGGUACCCGAGCUGGGCCACCCCAGACAGAAAAGCCUGUAUACGCCCAUUCAUUCAUAAUGACAUGAAUAUUUGUGGCUCUGAGGGCUGCUGUACUUGAGCUAAACUCAGCACUCCUGUACGCUCAAGAUAAUAACAAUAGUGUCCUGAUGCCAAAAAAUAAAAAGUUUAUAAUCAUAAUUAUGUUUAGUUUUUUUUAUGACAUGCAAAAAAUUGCAGAUAAAAAAAAAGGAGUGCUGGGUUUGCACUAGCUUUGCAGAGUUAGGAUUUUUUUCACAAACCUCUAGAAGAGGUGAAGAUGAUCCUCUCAUGACCAUUAAAGUGUGCUUUCAUAUCACACUUUGUAUUUAAUAGUUACUGAGUUUGUUCAAUCAGAACCAAAACUGCACAGCUUGCUGAGUAUGAGUCACAAAUGGUAAUCUCUUCAGCCAUGUUGUCAGCAUGGCUGCUAGCAUGUCUUAAGAUGGAUUUGUUAUAACAUAAAGUAGAUUAUGAAUUAACCAUUGGUUGGCAUGCCUUGCAGAUCUCAGCCCGGUUUCAGAAUCUUGAUUUGUGGUUAGCAGGUGACUUUAUAUAGAUGUGUCAACAGGUGACGAUGCAGCAGAAGUCGAGGAUGAUGAAGAGGAGCCAGUCGCUGACCUGCUGAAAUUCCAUCCGGGCUCAUUGUGUAGUGUUUGCUCCAUCUGUGAGGUAAAAACUAUUACACAGCUUCAACAUUUAUUUAGUCAUCAUUGUCUGUGUUAGUUUCACAUAUGAGAACAAUGAAUAACAUUUCAUAUAUUCCUCUCUAAGCACUGCUCCAAGAACUGUGACAACUGCCCCUGUGAAGAUGGAGACGAGUCAGAGCACUGCGAACACUGCCAAGUAAGCCUCCCUGCUGUCCAAAACACUAUGAUGAUUAAAACACAUGAGAGGCAACAUUUCUGCAGGGCCAGAUCAUCAAUGAUACAACCUUUUGCUUUGUCUUGCAGGAAUGCUCAUCCUGUUACCUUUGUCCCUUACUAUGUGACACAAUUUGCACGCCAGGUAAAUAUGGGACGUAAUACUGCAGACUGUGCAAGCACCAUAUAUGUCAAUGUUAUUUAGCCCACUUAGGAGUUUCUUAACUUCUGUUUUUAAUCUAUUUCAGGUGGCUUUAUUGAUGAGCUCACUGGAUCCCUCUUUCAGUAAGACAUUUUGAUUAUAAUAUUUGUAAGGGGUGAUGAUCAGUUAGGAGAUUAAUUGUUUUAACCAGAAAUUUUUUAACUUUCUGCUGCUUUUUAAUCAUUGUUUCAUUAUUUUAUCCUUUAACUGCAAAUAUAUAGAUGUAUGAAAUGCAGCUAGAUGUUAACUCCUUGGCCUUUCAUUUGCAGGUCUUUGUCCUCUUUUCUCUGA
Molecule: messenger RNA, 3383 nt
Organism: Xyrichtys novacula (pearly razorfish)
Lineage: Eukaryota; Metazoa; Chordata; Actinopteri; Labriformes; Labridae
Source: the annotation of a GenBank genome assembly